CGAAAAAUCAAUUCAAUGCAUUUGUUAAUUAGUUUCUGUGUCGUAAACAAAAUAAAUAAGUUUAACGCAACGGCUUACUCAUUUUACUGAUUGACGAGAUAGCCCGACAAGUUUAAAGCCACGCUAAGGACUCUUAGUGAGUGACACACGACGCGGCAAAUGUUGCACAGCCAAACAGCUACUUGUAAGAAGUAAUUGAUCCAAUUCAUAGUUUUAACGAAUAAUUAAAGGAAAGGUAUUUUUAUUAUUCACACAAACACAUCGAAUAAAAUAACCACAGUAAUUGUGAAUUUUCCAUUCGCCUUUAUGAGGGUCGUUAGUUUUCAUGCUGGCAUGCAGACCCAUCUCAGUGUGAUUCUGUAAGACUUCAUUCUAAACUUCGAAUCUGAAUCCGCCGUGAGUAGUAGUACACUAGCGCUACACUUGCGAGUUGAACUAAAUUGACAGCAUCAUUUUGAAAGAUAAAGUAUGAAAUGACGUUAAAAGUGGCAUUCUAAAAUUUAAUUUCACCGUCACUUCGACGCUCACUUCGCACUCGAACACGAUUCAAAAUCAAACAAAUUUUAUAGAAUCGACGUGCUGUUCGUGUAGUUGAAUAAUAUACAUACAUAGUUGCACAGACCAUUUUUAAUUGCUUCAUUAAAUUUGUACUGACGUAUCACUUUGUGAUAUGAAAACUACCUCUCUCAAAUCCCCUAAAAAUAAUUUAAGUUCAACAACUGAUAAAAAACUCCAAAUUGCCCACAUAAAAAAUAUGCCGUGGAAUUAUUACAUUUAUUAGUAUAUUAUUGUUUUUCUUUUAUAAGGUUAUUUUUAAUAAAUUAUUCCCAUUAUAUUUGUUCUAUAUCUUUUUUAUGUCAUUUUCUUUUUUCUAUAUUAGUGUUCGGCUCUCGUUGCGUCACGUUGUUUCAUAUUCUCCCUAAGUGAAUAACCUGUAAGCUUUUCUCUGUAUUGUUCACGAGUAUUUGAGGAUGAGAAAGUGUCUUAUUAUCCCUUUUGAAAAUUUCUUUUUUAAUAAUUGGUAAGCUUCUUUCUUCUUUAACGUUCACGUUUUUGCCACGUUAUUACAGUACACUGUUACAAUUGCCUACUUUACAAAAAAAAAAAAAAAUAUUCAGUUUUAUCUCUCACUUAUUAUCAAAUUCAUACGACUUUUUACCAAAUAAAAAAUGAAACGUCAAAUUUAUUUAAUUGGUAUAGGUAAUAGAUCAAUAUGAUUCAAGGUAUAUCGAUAAAUGUUUUUACAUGAUAAAUGGUGUGUUAUCAGUUAUUAAAAUAUGAUAGAUAUGAACAAGAUAAUCAGCGUUAAUUACACAAAGUUUAAGUAAGUAUAGGAUACUUGUAAUCGAACGACCUUCUAUUUUGUAAAUUGUUUAGUAUAGUAAUAGAAAUAUUAUAAAAAGAGUAUAUUUUAUUUGGCGUUGUAUUAUUACAUUUACGCUGCUGCUACAGUCGCCGCGUGCGACUGUAGCAGCAUGACAGUCGCCGCGUUGCGUGUCCCGGAAUGCUGUUCAUGAAUAUGGGCCCCUAGCAUGGCUUGAAACUAGUCGAGUAUCUCGUCAAACUAUUACAUGGUAGCGAUAAAACUUAUAGUUUUAUCCUUGGCUUGCCUCAGCGCAGCUGCCGUAUCUCCUAUUGAACCAAGCAAGAGGAAUACGAUAUUUGCAGAUGAACGUUUUGAAGGUGAAGUCUUCGAGAAUGUCGAUGCUUUCGACAACAUUGAACUAACUAAUGUCGGUGCUUCACCAUAUAGACUGCCCACUACCACGGCACCCGUAAAGUAUGAUUUAUCUUGGACGAUCUCUUUCACACCUCAAAGGACAUAUUCUGGUACAGUUACCAUAACACUUGAAGCAAAACAACCAAAUGUUAACCAGAUCGUUAUUCACAGUGAUCACACUGUCAAUAGUAAUGUACAACUUAGGUUUGGACAAAAUAUUAUCCCUACGGAUGUUUCAAUUCAGAAGGAAUACCAAUUCUUCAUAGUAACACUUAGAGACGGAGUUCUAAGUUAUAAUGAGACUCACCCUAUUCAAUACACAUUAUCCAUUGAUUUUACUGGGACUUUCCGAACAGACAUGUAUGGUAUUUAUGAAAGUUGGUUUAGAAAUACACCUCAGGAACCUGUCCAGUGGAUGGCUACGACCCAGUUCCAAGCUACUGCAGCUCGCUACGCCUUUCCUUGUUACGAUGAACCCAGUUUUAAAGCUAAAUUCAAUGUGAACAUUAGGCUGCCACAAAACUAUAACAGUUGGUUCUGCACUAAACUUAUCAAAAGCGAUACUUAUAGCACAACUGAAAAGAUUGACUACUAUGAAGAAACCCCAAAAAUGUCAACUUAUCUCCUGGCUUUGAUUGUCGCUGAUUAUGGAAAAAUCGACAACGGACAAGUGGACAAGUACCACGAAGUCAUAGCAAGGCGAGGUGCACUUGCCGAUAAUCAAGGAGACUAUGCUUUGAAGACUGGUGAGGCGCUACUAACUAGGAUGAGUACAAUCACAGAUUACGACUUCUAUAGUCAAGAUUCAAAUCUUAAGAUGACCCAAGCCGCUAUUCCCGAUUUUGGAGCUGGAGCUAUGGAGAAUUGGGGAUUGUUAACUUACAGGGAAGCAUAUCUGUUGUCUGAUCCAACGCAUACAAGCAGUCACUUCAAGCAGAUCAUUGCUUAUAUUCUUUCACACGAAAUUGCUCAUAUGUGGUACGGUAAUCUGGUCACAAACGACUGGUGGGAUGUCCUGUGGUUGAAUGAAGGUUUUGCGAGAUACUACCAGUAUUUCUUGACAUACGAAGUUGAAGAUUUGGGUUUCAAUAUUCGAUUUGUUCCUGAGCAAGUACACACGGCUUUGUUGUCCGAUUCUUCCAACAACCCUCAUCCUCUGACAAAUCCUGGAGUUGGCAGUCCAAGGUCUGUCAGUGCUAUGUUUUCGACAAUCAGUUACAACAAAGGCGCAGCCAUCAUCCGAAUGACAGAACAUCUCCUUGGCAAAAAUGUUCAUGACAUAGGACUCAGAAAAUAUUUGAAAGAUAAUGAAUUCGGCACAACUACACCUAUAGAUCUGUUUAAUGCUCUGAACGAAGUAGGCGUCGCAAAUGGUGCCUUCAACAACUACCCAUCAUUUGAUUUUGUGGCAUAUUAUAAGAGCUGGACUGAACAACCCGGACACCCUAUCCUCAAUGUGCAUAUUAAUCAUACAAGUGGACAAAUGACUAUUCACCAGCGCCGUUUCAAUAUCAACACUGGGUAUUCCCUACAAAACACACUGUAUGAUAUACCCAUUACUUUUACUACUGCAUAUGACGCGAACUUCGUAAACACAAAGCCGACUCACAUUAUCAAAGAACCUAUAACUGUCAUUGACCGCGGCUAUCAUGGGGAUCAUUGGACCAUUUUUAACAUUAAACAAACAGGUUUCUACAGAGUCAACUAUGACGACUACUCGUGGAAUUUAAUCGCACUAGGUUUGAGAGGUCCAUCUCGGUUGGUGAUAGACGAAUUGAACAAAGCGCAGAUUGUAAAUGACGUGUUCUCAUUUGCUCGUGCCGGUAUUAUGCGCUAUGAUCGUGCUUUGCAUAUUCUAUCUUUCUUGGCCGAAGAGGACCAGUACGCACCGUGGGUUGCGGCCGUAACGGGUUUCAAUUGGCUUAGAAACCGACUCGUUGGACACCCACUACUAGCAGUAGUUGAUGACUUAAUAAGGACUUGGUCAACUAAAGUAAUGAGUGGUCUUACUUAUGAGCCGACUAUUUUAAACAAUGAAGAUGAAACAUUCAUGCGAAGAUACUUCCGAUUCCAACUUGCUCCAUUGAUGUGUAACGUGGGUGUACAAGAAUGCAGAGACAAAGCAAAGACAUUAUUUGAGAGACUAAAACAAACCCCCCCAGUUAACGUGGACAGGGAUAGUCGCAACUGGGUUUACUGCAAUGGUCUUCGCCAAGGUACGGAAGCAGACUUCACGUUAUUGUGGAACAAAUUCAUAAACGAGAACCUCUACACAGAGAAGAUUGUACUUCUUCAGACUCUUGGUUGCACUCCUCACAGGAAUUCGCUUAACGCAUUGUUAGGCAACAUCCUCCAAAGAACUGACCCAGCUGUCCGUCCUCAAGAUUACAAUACCGCACUCAACGCUGCUGUCUCAGGCAAUGAAGGCAAUACACAGAUUGUCCUUGAUUAUUUCAAGAUUGAUGCUAACUUGCAAGCCUUGCGUGUAGCGUACAACGAUGACUUGAGGACUCCAUUGUCUUACAUCAGCGCCAGGUUGAGGAAUGCAGCAGAAGUCGAAGAUUUCCAAACGUGGGUAAAGGCAUCCAACUUGGGAAUAUAUGAAACCGAUAUACUUGAUGGUGCAGAGCAAACUCUCAAAAGUUUUGAGUUCGUUGCUAGUAUCGCAAAUGACUUGGAUAAUUACUUUACUGGAACAGACGAUCCAAUUUCGACCACCACCUCAGGUCCAAGUACUACGGUGUCCCCAGUGACAGUCACUGCGCCGCCUUUAGUGCAGCCAACCACUCCAGUUCUUCCGAGCUCUGCUGUUACAAGCAUCACAUCUGUCUUCUUGUUAACCUUAGCCGGUAUAGCUCACAUUAUUGUAUAAGUUACCAAUAAAAAAUAUGAAUCGGGGUAGUUUGUGUAGAACCCCAAUCAUUAGUCGGUAAGCAAAAAAGAUACAGCAAUAUUUUUUAUUUAUUUUUAUAAUAAAACAUUUUCUGUACACAUGUUGUGCUUAAUUCAAAUCUGUCUCAUAUGUAAUGUAAAACUUAUAAUUUUUACGAUGACCAAUUUAGAAAUAUGGAUUUAGUUGUUUAAGUACUUACUGUGUUUAACAUAAUAUUUGUACGCGCUCAUAUCCCUAAUUUUUGUCCGACUUGUAAAUAAUGAAACAAUAAAUUAUUAAAAUUAAUUUUAUAGAA
Molecule: messenger RNA, 4908 nt
Organism: Spodoptera exigua (beet armyworm)
Lineage: Eukaryota; Metazoa; Arthropoda; Insecta; Lepidoptera; Noctuidae
Source: the annotation of a GenBank genome assembly